Fopius arisanus is the source of this 1791-nucleotide messenger RNA. Its product is annotated as Adenosine kinase 3. The transcript is spliced from 7 exons. Gene Ontology annotation, cellular component: cytosol; nucleus. Gene Ontology annotation, biological process: purine nucleobase metabolic process; purine ribonucleoside salvage. NCBI's taxonomy places the organism in Eukaryota, Metazoa, Arthropoda, Insecta, Hymenoptera, Braconidae. The coding region runs from base 670 to 1779 and encodes 369 amino acids. Gene Ontology annotation, molecular function: adenosine kinase activity. The record is from RefSeq and is a predicted model, not a curated record.
UGUAUCUCAUGGGCAAAACAGGGAGUUCCCUUUAGUAUUGAUCCAAGUGUCCAAACCGUAAAUUUAACGAGUAAUUGUUAGCAUUCACUCUUUAAUUAACACUGCAUUAAUCUUGGUUUUAUCGACUCAUCAACGAAAUCUCUGUGAACUGUAGUACAAAAUUAUUCUGACCUCCACGAAAAUCAGGGAAUUUGGAGAAUUUCCAGUGGAAAUGCCAAUAAUGUUGACAGGUACAUCAAAAGUUCAAUGUCAAUGACGAGAGGAGAAUCUGGAGUUGUUCUUCUUCGUGGGAAUUCUGCGAGUGACACCAGCUUUUUUUAUUUUGUGUGACUUCCUUGACAGGUGCAAUGGAUUCUUUUUUGUUACGGGAAAACGGAACUCAGGAAUUUUUUAACAUGUCAAGCAUUGCAAAUCAGUCAAGGGUGGGCAGACCUUGAGAGGCCAAUAAACACAUGUGUGUUAAUGCAGGGGAGGAUUUGAUAUUUAUUGUUUCAGUGGUUAUUCUAGGAUGGAAGAAUUUGUGAAGGAUUAUGGUUGGUUAAAUGAGAGGAAUCGAGAGAUUGAGUUGAGGUUAUUCUGCAAAAAAUAGUGUGCCAAAAAUAACUCUUGAGCUAUCAAAUCCACAUCAUAACAAAAAAUUUUGGAAAUAGUACUAACUCAGAUUGAAAAAUGGUGGAAAAACAAACUUUGGCUAAGGCGGUCCAUCUUUUAAAGACCCCAGCAGUUGUCAUGUUUGGGAAUCCACUUAUGGAUUUCGUUGUUACUCUUGAAGACGAGAGUAUCUUGGAAAAGUAUCAACUUCCGAUGGAUGGAGAGAUUGAGAUUGAAGAGACAAAAAUUUCACAGAUUUUAGCUGAUUUAUCACUAUGUGAGAAGAGAAUUACUCCAGGAGGCUGUGCUCAGAACACAGCUAGACUCCUCCAAUGGCUUUGUGGAGGUAAACGUGUCUCACCAGUUGUUAUUUAUUGUGGAGGAGUAGGAAAUGAUUGUAGAGGCUCCAGCCUUGACAAAUUAGUGAAAGCAGAUGGAAUACAAACCAAAUAUGCAAUCCAUUCUACCCUUCCCACAGGCAUAUGCAUUUCCCUGAUAUGCGGCCAAUCUCGUUCUCUCGUCGCUAAUUUAGGGGCUGCGAGUGUUUACACACUGAUAGAUCUAAAACGGAGCAAUCUACCUCUCGAUGGACUCAAGAUAAUCUACAUCGAAGGGUUCUUCCUCACACACAGUUUAGAUGUUGCCAAAGAAAUCAUCGUACUUACUCAAGAAAAAUGUAAAAAUAUCAUUGUGGCGUUUAACCUUAGUGGCGAAUAUAUAUUUGAAAAACAUCAAGCAGCAAUUUGUGAGAUGGUUGGUCUUGCAAAAAUUGUGUUCGGUAAUGCGAGGGAAAUGACAGCUCUAGCAAACGCCCUGAAUAUUCAAUUUGAAAAUGUCACGGACAUUCCUUUCUUAUUGAAUAGCUCUAAACGAGUAGCAGUGAGUGUAGCGAGUGCAAAUAUUGAAGAUGACUGGCUGACAAACAACGAUAUAUUUGUAAUGACGCAGGGCGGAUCGGCGCCAGCAAUUGUCGUCUGGGGUGAAGGUCAUUCGGCACAGGUUCAUCCAAAGAAACCAAAGGAACCGAUAGUCGACACAACUGGGGCUGGAGAUUCGCUGGUUGCUGGAUUUCUAGCCGGAGUUUUGGCGCAGUGGGAUCCAAAGUCUUGUCUCAAGUGUGGCUGCAGGACAGCUGCCAAAAUAAUAACGAAAUUAGGAGUCGAUGUACCCGAAUCUGAUGGUAUCUGAAAUUAAUCGAUA